Rhinopithecus roxellana (golden snub-nosed monkey) is the source of this 3265-nucleotide messenger RNA. It is a transcript of the gene CDK18, whose product is annotated as cyclin dependent kinase 18. Gene Ontology annotation, biological process: protein phosphorylation. The record is from RefSeq and is a predicted model, not a curated record. The transcript has 16 exons. NCBI's taxonomy places the organism in Eukaryota, Metazoa, Chordata, Mammalia, Primates, Cercopithecidae. Gene Ontology annotation, molecular function: ATP binding; protein kinase activity. Gene Ontology annotation, cellular component: cytoplasm; nucleus. Bases 350 to 1864 code for a protein of 504 amino acids.
CUCCUCCUCCUCCUCCCUCCUCUUCCCCACCUUCCUCCACUCCCUCCCUUCCCCUCCCCUUCUACCUCCUCCUCGGCCAGCUCAGGUUGCAGCUUCUCUGGGGAACUGCUCACCUUUCCGGAGCAGGGGAAGCUGCCCCGUGCCCGGGCGGGGACCCCAGCAGGGCGCAGGUCACGGCACCCAACCCCGCGGCACCCCGGCCGUCGCGGGAGGGAGCGGACGCACCGCGGCCCCCAGGACACGCGCGGUGAGUCCCGCGGGCGGUGCGCCGGGGAGGAAGGGGAGAUCGGAGGAGGGGGCACCGCGGCGCCGGGUGUACGGAGCAAAGGACCUGGCUGCCCGGUCCCUCAUGAUCAUGAACAAGAUGAAGAACUUUAAGCGCCGUUUCUCCCUGUCAGUGCCCCGCACUGAGACCAUCGAAGAGUCCUUGGCUGAAUUCACAGAGCAAUUCAACCAGCUCCACAACCGGCGGAACGAGGACUUGCAGCUCGGUCCUCUUGGCAGAGACCCCCCACAGGAGUGCAGUACCUUCUCCCCAACGGACAGCGGGGAGGAGCCGGGGCAGUUGUCCCCCGGUGUGCAGUUCCAGCGGCGGCAGAACCAGCGCCGCUUCUCCAUGGAGGUGAGGGCCUCUGGAGCUCUGCCCCGGAAGGUGGCAGGAUGCAUGCACAGGGGUGUGCACAGGAGGGCAGCUGCCUUACAGCCAGACUUUGACGUCAGCAAGAGGCUCUCUCUGCCCAUGGAUAUCCGCCUGCCCCAGGAAUUCCUACAGAAGCUACAGAUGGAGAGCCCAGAUCUGCCCAAGCCGCCCAGCCGCAUGUCCCGCCGGGCCUCCCUGUCAGACAUUGGCUUUGGGAAACUGGAAACAUACGUGAAACUGGACAAACUGGGAGAGGGCACCUAUGCCACAGUCUUCAAAGGGCGCAGCAAACUGACGGAGAACCUCGUGGCUCUGAAAGAGAUCCGGCUGGAGCAUGAGGAGGGAGCGCCCUGCACUGCCAUCCGAGAGGUGUCUCUGCUGAAGAACCUGAAGCACGCCAAUAUUGUGACCCUGCAUGACCUCAUCCACACAGAUCGGUCCCUCACCUUGGUGUUUGAGUACCUGGACAGUGACCUGAAGCAGUAUCUGGAUCACUGUGGGAACCUCAUGAGCAUGCACAACGUCAAGAUUUUCAUGUUCCAGCUGCUCCGGGGCCUUGCCUACUGUCACCACCGCAAGAUCCUGCACCGAGACCUGAAGCCCCAGAACCUGCUCAUCAACGAGAAGGGGGAGCUGAAGCUGGCCGACUUCGGACUGGCCAGGGCCAAGUCAGUGCCCACAAAGACCUACUCCAAUGAGGUGGUGACCCUGUGGUACAGGCCCCCCGAUGUGCUGCUGGGAUCCACAGAAUACUCCACCCCCAUUGAUAUGUGGGGCGUGGGCUGCAUCCACUACGAGAUGGCCACAGGGAGGCCCCUCUUCCCGGGCUCCACAGUCAAGGAGGAGCUGCACCUCAUCUUCCGCCUCCUGGGGACCCCCACAGAAGAGACGUGGCCCGGCGUGACCGCCUUCUCCGAGUUCCGCACCUACAGCUUCCCCCGCUACCUCCCGCAGCCGCUCAUCAACCACGCGCCCAGGUUGGAUACGGAUGGCAUCCACCUCCUAAGCAGCCUGCUCCCGUAUGAAUCCAAGAGUCGCAUGUCAGCAGAGACUGCCCUGAGUCACCCCUACUUCCGGUCUUUGGGAGAGCGUGUGCACCAGCUUGAAGACACUGCCUCCAUCUUCUCCCUGAAAGAGAUCCAGCUCCAGAAGGACCCAGGCUACCGAGGCUUGGCCUUCCAGCAGCCAGGACGAGGGAAGAACAGGCGGCAGAGCAUCUUCUGAGCCAUGCCCACCCUGCCGUGGCCCAAGGGACAAGAGAUCACAUGGACCACAAAUUCGGGUAGGAUGGAACCUGUGUGGCCCUCAGAGGACUGAAGAACAAGGGCUGACAGCCAGCCCAGAAGACCGUUUGGCAGCCCUGCUGGCCACGGCUGUUUCUUCUCUGUGCUUCCCACGUGCCUCCCCAGUAGUCCUCACCUGCAUACCAACCCCUCCAUUACCCACGUCGGGGCUGGCAUGAGCUGCUUCCCUGAGAGGACAUGAGAAGGAGGGGGGACCUUGUACCCUCUCCCACCCUGAAGUGUUUGGGCACCUGCGUGGGAUGCACAUGGGCGAGAGAAUUAAGGCACCAGGAUGGGCACUGUGCCCUGGAUACAGGGUUUACCCUCCUCCCCCGGGGGCCUGCCUAGGGCCAGUUUGGUAGUCCCCUUUUCUGGCCCCUUGGAGCCCACAGAUGUUUCAUCUUUUUCCCUUCUGAGAGCAAGAAGAGACAUGGCAUGCUCUCUGGGACCCUGGAAUCCUAGGUGCCCACAUGUGUGCCAAAGCCUGCCCUACCUGGCAGGUGUCCCACAGCAACAGAAGGAGUAGUGGUCCCCUUUCUUUCCAUCAGCCCUACCCCACCCUCAUUCCCCCGACUCCCUCUGGCUUGAACCGUGGCUGAGCAGCGCCGGCUGAGCAGCUAUGUCCAGAGGUGGCCUGGGUCCGCCAGUUGCAUGCCUGCCACCUCAGCCAGCCCCCACCCAGCUCACCAGUCUGAAUGGAGUUGCCUUAAAUUGGCAGGUGGUAGCGUGCUCACUGCUCUUGGAGCUGUGAUCGGCUCCUGCCUGUCCACCCCAUCCCCAGGUGGCUCCUGCUUAUCUUACCAUCCUGGGGCUCUGAUUAGCCAGGCCUGGUCAGGGUCCUGGGGACGGCACCCAGAUAUGCAGAGUCACCCUGACACUGGUACCGGGCUGACCUCAGCUCCCGGAGGGUUGCACAGCCUCCCCAUCCCUCCUUCCCGGCCCUUGUGGCUCGUGUCCACCUGAUCCCAAUACCAGCUUUCCCGAGCCCCUGCCACCCCAGAGGGCAGCCACGACAGGGAAAGGUGUAGAUGCCACCAUCUGAGGUAGAGGAAUGUGGACCAGGAGCAGGCUGUGAUGCUGAGACACUUGCCUCCGGGGGCCUGGAGCCUGGGGGUCCAGGGCCCCUGAAGAAGGCUCCCCUCUGUAUCCCCCAGGUCUCCUCAACACUGGACUGAUCCUGAAUGGCACAGGCCAAGGGGAGGCUAGCCUCACCUUUCUACCCAGGCCCACUGCCCUGCCCACCUCAAGCCCCCACCCUCCACUCCUCCCCACGGUACUGUGAAUAUCCUGUGACUCAGCGCAGAGACAGAUAAUAUAUUUAAUUCAUGUUGUACAGAAAGGA